Messenger RNA from Vigna umbellata (rice bean), 306 nucleotides. NCBI's taxonomy places the organism in Eukaryota, Viridiplantae, Streptophyta, Magnoliopsida, Fabales, Fabaceae. The record is from RefSeq and is a predicted model, not a curated record.
AUGGGUCUAUCACCUUAUCAGCUAGUCUAUGGGAAAGCAUGUCAUUUGACAGUGGAGAUGGAGCAUAAAGCUUUGUGGGCUCUUAAAUUUUUGAAUUUUGAUCCUUCUGAAACUCAACACAAGCGCAGAAGGCAGAUGCUGGAGCUUGAAGAGAUGCAGUUGCAUUUGAAGUCAAAAUGGUCAGGACCAUUCAUAGUGAAAAGUGUGCGUCCACAUGGAGCAAUUGAAUUGGUUGAUCCAGUUGCUAGUGAUCCACAGAGAAGCUGGGUAGUGAAUGGUCAACGUCUCAAGCAUUAUCUUGGAUGA